UCGCUCGAUCCACCAAAGAUCAGCGCAUCACAACAGUCGAAAGUGGCGGAACACAAGACGGAUACUGGGCAUGACACUGAAUUGUCUCGUAUCCAGAGAUGGGACUGGCAAGAUUUGGGUGAUUCUUCGCCUUUGGUCAACUUGACAAUUUCCUUUCCCCCUCACCUCUCCGAACAACUUUCAGGUCUACCCAAGAACUUGCUCACUGUUGUGAUUUGGCGGCCGCCGCUUCCAGGACUUGGGUCCAAGUUGAAGGGUCCUGAAGUUCGCGGAUUGCUUAUCGUUCGCACCUUCUUCUUUUACCAAUACUAUCGAUUUGAGAUCAGACUAAUCCCUUCUUUGAAGCCUGUGCUCGAGAGCGUACGUUUGGAUCAAGAGUCAGAGAAAAAGGCUUCGCUCAGAGUUGAUCUGAUCAAACUACAGUCAAAAGCUCUACAAACUCCGGAGUCUCGUGAUGCAUCUCGGCCUCUUGAAAAUAUAGGUGACAGAGUCUCCUUGCACAAGUCGCCAGUAUUCCCCAAAAUCACGUUUCUUGGUUCGGUACAGCAAGACGGUCUAUUAUCUUUGAACAGAGAGCCAAAUCUCGACUUUGGUAAGAGUCAGACAUGUUAUUUAUAUUUUUAA
This is a messenger RNA of Protopolystoma xenopodis, 624 nucleotides long. NCBI's taxonomy places the organism in Eukaryota, Metazoa, Platyhelminthes, Monogenea, Polystomatidea, Polystomatidae. The record is from the annotation of a GenBank genome assembly.